AUUGAGUAAUACAUGUUCGGGAUAACGCUAACAUAUUUUGCACAAGGCUAAAAUUAGAAAGGGCUGAAUCUUUUUCUUUAUAUCCUUAAUGGGUAAUUCAAUUAUACAGAGCCAAGUUUAUUGAGUGUAGAACAGAUGAUUUUUUGUGAUUUUUAGUCAUGAGUUGGCGAAAAAUGUUCAACUUUAUAACGUGUAUAGGAAAAGUUAUCCAUUGGUGAUCCUGUUUUUAUGCCAUCUCAGUCUUCAAUACUUCCUCAAACAAUGCACAAUAUGUAGUAGGAUAGGCCAUAAACAAUGCUUUCCCUUCCUUUUUUCCCCCUUAAUCUCUCUUAUCGUCGUAUGUGAACCGGACCUCCUCUUCAUUUUUACAGGAAAAAGUGGAGAUUGACCACGAAAAGAAUCCACCAUUAUCACAGUUACAGGAAGGAGAUGAAAAAGCAGGGCAGCCAACCCCUAAAGCUAGCAACGAUGAACAACAUAAGAAUAUGAAUAGGAGACGCAUGAGAAGUAAAUCUACUGGUUCUUCUACUGCUUCCAAGAAUACAAGCAAAGACAAAGUUAAAGACAAUAGGAGACGUCUGAGGAGACAUUCUACAACGUUCAAAACCCAUGAACAUGAACCUCUAGAAAAUUUGUUCGAGUUAGAGGAUGCUACAUAUCUUAUCACACAAUCUGGACCUAACAAACUGAGAUCUCCAACUUCGAAAACUGAAAGAGGAGAAAAUACUGUUUUAAGGAGGGAAGCUCCAAGGUGUUCUUUCGGAAGACCCUUGCGAAGAGCAGUUCAGAAGGUUCAAUCUUACAAGGAGAUUCCUCUAAAUGUCAAGAUGCGAAGACUAGCAUAAAAAGCUAAUUAACCGAUAGAAUUAUAUUUAAUGUUCUUUGUUUAAUCAUUUAACAUUUUGUAUCCUAUGUUGAUGUUGAGUAGUAAUGUUGUAUACUACGAUCCUAGUUUGUUGGCUAUCA
Cajanus cajan (pigeon pea) is the source of this 966-nucleotide messenger RNA. The record is from RefSeq and is a predicted model, not a curated record. Lineage: Eukaryota; Viridiplantae; Streptophyta; Magnoliopsida; Fabales; Fabaceae.